AACGACCAUAACGACCGUCAUCGCCAAUAAAAGGCGGUGAAAGAGGUUACGUGAGUUGAGUGUAUUGUAAAAAGUCUGGGUCUAGGUCGUGUAAGUCAUCUAGGUGAUCUAGGUUGUGUCUUGUAUUAAGAAGAGUCUGGAAAUGGCGGAAGUAUUGGCAGUACCACUGAAGAAGCCUUCAGAAGUAGAUAUUGUAAAACCAUUAAAAAAUUUAAUUUCAUCUUCCUAUAGCACAACUGACAACCCUCAAGACUAUGGUGAAGCAAUAAACGAAUUUAAUAAGCUGCGUACUAAUGCCAUUUGGCGUGUUUUCGAGAAGUAUGAAAGUUCUUUGGAAAUUGUGUACAGUUACUAUGAUCAACUCUGUGCCCUGGAAGGAAAAAUUCCUUCCCAUGAAGUUCAGAUUCCUUUUAAGUGGAAAGAUGCUUUCGAUAAGGGUUCGAUCUUCGGUGGAAGAAUUAGCCUGACUGUAUCAUCUCUUGCAUAUGAGAAGGUCUGUAUACUUUUCAAUAUAGCUGCCCUACAGAGUUCAGUUGCUGCAGCUCAGAGUAUUGAAAAUGAUGAUGGAUUAAAAUUAGCUGCAAAACUGUUUCAGCAAGCUGCUGGAAUUUUCAGUCAUCUGAAAGGCACUGUUAUGCUUGCAAUCCAGCAAGAACCAACCCCAGACCUGAAUCCAGAAACUCUUGGAGCAUUAUCUGCUCUCAUGUUAGCACAAGGACAAGAAAUCUUCGUACAGAAGGCAAUACAUGAUAAGAUGAAGGAUGCAGUAAUUGCCAAAUUGAGUUCUCAGUGUGAAGAACUGUACGUGGAAGUAUUGAAACAAUUUCAAAAGGAAUUACUCAGGCCUCUGUGGGAUAAAGAUUGGAUUCCAACUGUGGCUGGAAAGCAGGCAGCAUACCAUGGUCUCACUGAGUAUUAUCAGAGUCUUGUAUGUAAAGCAAACAAAAGUGUUGGUGAAGAAAUAGCAAGACUUGAACAUGCCUUGGAAUUGUUUAAAGCAGCACAACAAAGGUCAGGAAAACCUUCCUACUUUCAAGACUAUGCAAAUAAAGCACAACGGAAUCUAACUGAAGCCAAAAAAGACAAUGACUUCAUAUACCAUGAGAGAAUUCCAGAUGUAAAAUCCCUACCUACUGUUGGGAAGGCAAUGUUAGCUAAAUCUUUGCCAGUUCCAGAGAGACUGAGUCAGAACUUUAAAGAUUUGUUUGAAGAGCUGGUGCCUGUCACUGUUCAUCAGGCUAUGACUGCAUAUGAUGGCAGGAAGACUGAAAUUUUGAACACUGAAAUAAUGAAAUUACGGGAGAGUACACAAUUUCUUAACAGUGUUCUGGCAUCACUGAAUCUUCCUGCCGCUUUAGAAGAUAUGUCUGGGAAUUCACUGCCACAGUCACUUGUUGAUAAAGCAGUAUCUGUAAGGAGUAACGGUGGCAUUCAGGAGUUGGAGAGAAUGAUGCGUGAACUGCCAGAUCUUCUACAAAGGAAUAAGGAGAUUCUUGAUGAGACUGAAAGAAUGACUCGCAAUGAGAAAGAAUCAGAUGACCAACUGCGUGAGCAGUUCAAGGAGCGUUGGACCCGUACUCCGUCAGACAAGUUAACAGAGACGUUCCAUGCCAAUAUGGCUAAAUAUCGUGAGAUCAUCAACAAUGCCAUGCAGGCUGACAAAUUAAUUCGGGAUAAAUUUGAGAGCCAUCAUCGAGGUAUCGAGUUGUUGAGUAAGGGUCCGGAUGAUUUGCUUGCUUUUGUACCAUCAGCAGGGCCUGGAGGAAACAAUGUAAAGAAUAGCUCAGCAGUUCACCAGCUUAGGAAACUCAUGGAAGAUGUGGAAACCAUCAAAGCAGAACGUGAUACAAUUGAAUGUGAGCUCAAGUCGGCAACAGUUGAUAUGAAAUCGACAUUUCUCAAUGCACUGGCACAAGAUGGAGCCAUCAAUGAACAAGCCAUUUCUGUGGAGAGUUUGGGCAGGGUGUUUGGACCUCUGCAGCGUCAAGUGAAGGAGAGUCUACAGAAACAGGAAGCUUUAGUGGUGGAUAUUCAGGCUCAAAAUACAGAAUUCUGUAAAGAGAAGUCUGGUGCCGGAGCUGCUGCGAACAGGGAAGCUGUGCUCAAGGAGUUGGCUGCAGCAUAUGAUGCCUUCAAUGAACUUAAAGGCAAUCUUUCUGAAGGAACAAAGUUCUACAAUGAUCUUACACAGAUUUUGGUAACGUUCCAGAACAAGAUUUCGGACUAUUGUUUUGCUCGAAAGACUGAGAAGGAGGAACUGAUGAAAGACUUGACACAGAGCAUUGGACGUCAAACUUUUGGUGCCACUCCAGCUGUUCCUGGCCAUCAUGCCCAAGCCCAAGGGGGUAAGAAGGAGCCUCCACCGAGACCUCCACCACCCACUGCUACUUCUAGCAGUGCAGCCAGUGUUCCUACACAACCAGCAUUGCCAUACCCUACAUACCCACAAGGGAUGCCUGUUCCCUAUGGAGCCACACCAGCUGCUCCUUACCCAACUUACAUGCCUCCACUCCUACCGGCCAGCUACAACCCCUACAGUACAGCACCAUACCCUCAACAAGGUUAUGGUGGUUUCCCUGCAUACCUUCCAUCUCAGUAUGGUGGUUAUCCCCACCCUCCACAGCAGCAACCUCCGCAAAAUCGUCCAUGGUGAAUGGAGGAAAGGUGUACAUACCGACCUGCAAUAAUGUUGCAUCAAGAAAGUGCUAUAUCUUCCUCUGAUAAUUAUUUUAAUCGCUUGAUUUAGAACUAUAAAAAUGGAAAUAAAAGAAAGGGCUCAAAUCAAAGGAACCAUAAUUUUGUUAUAAGUUGAUUACACAGGGUUUUGACUGUUUGUGCAAUGUGAACAUGCUGGUUCUUAAAAAAUCGUGAUUGAAAAUAAAUGCAUUUUUAUUGUCUGCAAAGAAAGGGUAUAUAAGGCUACUACUACUUUUACUUGGCUUUCCUAGGUCAGUACCUAGUGAAACAAAUGCAUCUGUGAAAGAAAAAUCUUAUAUCAUGGUGAGAUGUAUCAUUAAUUAUAAUCAGGACACUGAUAUGAAGUGCAUGUAAAUGAAAUUAUGUACAAGUAUGGAGUGCCUAACUUGUAUCUUGAACAUAGCAUACUCUUGAAACUUCAAAGACCUGCAUUUUCCUAUGGGAACAUUUAUAGCAUACCAGUUUAAGAGGAAAUAUUGUAAUAAUUUUUUAAAAAUAGUAUGUUGUACCACUUUGUAUUACUGUAAUGUUCUUUCUUUUCUCAAAAUAUUAUUGUAUAAUAAUUA
This is a messenger RNA of Cryptotermes secundus, 3263 nucleotides long. It is a transcript of the gene ALiX, whose product is annotated as programmed cell death 6-interacting protein. The record is from RefSeq and is a predicted model, not a curated record. Bases 143 to 2653 code for a protein of 836 amino acids. Gene Ontology annotation, molecular function: protein binding. Gene Ontology annotation, cellular component: endosome. The transcript has 15 exons. Gene Ontology annotation, biological process: mitotic cytokinesis. NCBI's taxonomy places the organism in Eukaryota, Metazoa, Arthropoda, Insecta, Blattodea, Kalotermitidae.